This is a messenger RNA of Symbiodinium sp. CCMP2456, 1188 nucleotides long. The record is from the annotation of a GenBank genome assembly. NCBI's taxonomy places the organism in Eukaryota, Dinophyceae, Suessiales, Symbiodiniaceae.
AUGGCGGCCGUUCUCAAGAACUUCCAGCCAGAUCUCAUCAUCGGCUGUUACCUGGUCAUCUGUGACUGCCUGUGCAUGGGGCUUGCCUUGAACACGCCCGUGCUUUUCCUGGGCUUGCAGGUGAUGAUUGCAAGCAACCACCUCGCGGCGUUCGGCAUGUUCCCGAAGCUGCCGGCGUUCAUGAACAUGAACUUGCGCUUCUGGCACUUCCUUACCGAGCAUUUCGCCAAUGAGCUGAACAAGAGUUCGGCUCCGAUCAUUGAGAAGUUGAUGCACAUGCCCAAAGAGGACUUCACGCCCACUAUGGAGGAGUUCCUGAACAUCUGCAGCUGCUCAGCGAAAUAUCCCGUCUUGCUUGCCGCCAGCCCUACGCUCCAUGCGCCCCUGCCUCCAGACUUCAACAGCAACGUUCACGCCCUGGGCGCCCUCGUUCUGGAUACAAAGGAGCAAACCGGUCCCGAGUUCGGCGGCACCGAGCUCAAGGCCAUGGACGACUUCCUUGCAGCCGGUGACGCGCCGGUUUACAUUGGCUACGGCUCGAUGACUUGCAACAACGGCAAGUUCAUGUCGCUUCUGAGCCUGCGUGCGCUGAUGGCGACUGGCGAGAGGGGCAUUGUGCUAAGCGGCUGGGCCAAGAUGUCCCCAAAUUUCGAGGGUGAGCCGGACGCUGCUGAGCUUGAGGCCUACUGCAAAGAGAAGGUCCUUUUCAUGGACACUGCACCGCAUGGUGUCCUUUUCCCCCGCUGCAAAGUCAUUGUCCACCACGGCGGUGCAGGGACGUUCAAUGCCUCGAUCCUCAGCGGUGUGCCCACAGUGGUCGUACCGAUCUUCUUGGACCAAUUCUACCAUUCCACCAUGGCCAACGAGCGAGGCUUUGGAGUCGGGCUGAAGGCCAUGUCCUCCACCACGCCCGCGGAGCUGGCUGCUGCCAUCCGCAAAUGCAUCGACUCGCCGGAGAUCCGUCAGACGGCGUCGGCCGUUGCAAAGGACAUGGCCAAGGAGAACGGUGCCACCGCUUUUGUACAGCAGAUCGACCGCUUCAUGGAGGAGUACGUGGACACAGGCCGCUACCUCAAGGAGCGUGCUGAGCUGCGGAAGGAGAUCAAGGACAACACCUGGAAGAACAUGGCUCUGAAUUUCCUGGCACGCUUCAAUUGUUGCUGUGAGAGGGAGGCGAGCAUUCGAUAA